UAUAAGUCGUUGGGGAGGGCGAGGGCGAGGCAGUGUGAGCUUUGCCGUCGCCAGGACUCGAAGUGUGAUUAGCUCGCGUGUGUGUAGUGUGUAGUAUACCAUGGCUGCCUCUCCCUCGAGUUGUCUCUUCGUCGCCCUCGCCCUCUGCCUCGUCGGCUCGUUGCGGGCGAUGAUGCACGAGAUCCCCGUCAGGAGCUGUGAUGGAGCUACAGCACCAAGCAGCCUUAAGAUGGAAUGCACGCAGUUUAGUCGUGGGACUUGCAUACUCGAGAAAGGGCAAACGUAUAACCUUACAGCUGAGUUCACACCAGACCGAAACCUCCGCGAGGUGGAGAGCCACGCCGCCUGGAAGACGUGGGUCGAGAUGCCUCUGUAUGGGCAGGAGAGCCAAGUGUGCAAUGGCAUGUACCUCACCUGCCCACUGCGCGCGGGUCAGCUUACCAGCUUCUCGUACCCAUUCCAUGUUUACGAGUUCCUGAUGAGGCGGCGAUACCCUGUCAUCUGGCGACUGAGGGAUGUGGACAGCGAGGAGACGACGCUGUGUUUCGUUUUCAUGAUUAAAAUCUUGUAAGGAAAACGCCGACACACACUUACACGCACGCACACACGCACACAUUUAAGCUUCGGAAUGUGACAAAGAAAAAAAAAAAAAAAACCCGGUGUGGAGAGUAGUCAUUUCAAAAAAUGUGUUAAGUCGGAGAAAAAGAAAGAAAAGAGUAAAAGAUAAGGCCAGUCUACGUUUUCGAAUAAAAGAAGAAGAAGAAAAACAAAGAGAAAACGUCAUUUGCAACUUUUUGUCGAGUCAUUUCGAAAUUAUUACAGGAACAAGAAUUUAAGAAAAUGAAGUAUUAAAUAAAAAUAAAUACCGGAAUAUGGACCCACUAGUCUACUACAUAAAAUUUAAGCAUUGAAGAGAAACGAAAUCGGGAGAGAUGACGAUAAUAUUGUGAAAACAAGAAAAUGGAUGUUUCUCAAAACAAAAGAAGACGAGAAGCGAACGAACAAAUCAUACACAUGGAACACAUUAUUUAUUAACCAAACCAGUGAAGAAUUUACCGCCAAAACACGGUAUACGCUUGUAAUUAAACUUGUAUUUAAUAAAACUAAAAGCUGAA
Molecule: messenger RNA, 1115 nt
Organism: Penaeus chinensis
Lineage: Eukaryota; Metazoa; Arthropoda; Malacostraca; Decapoda; Penaeidae
Gene: Npc2h
Exons: 4
Coding region: 101-571 (156 amino acids)
Biological process (GO): sterol transport
Molecular function (GO): sterol binding
Source: RefSeq, a predicted model, not a curated record